Molecule: messenger RNA, 1929 nt
Organism: Zootermopsis nevadensis
Lineage: Eukaryota; Metazoa; Arthropoda; Insecta; Blattodea; Termopsidae
Molecular function (GO): 2-oxoglutarate-dependent dioxygenase activity
Source: RefSeq, a predicted model, not a curated record
UUUCUGGACCAGAGAAGUGGUGAUGUUGCUGGACUAAAAAGCUGGAUACAACCCCACACUGAACGUAGUAAGUGGGCAGCUAUCGAGGGGCACAGUGGAGUUAGCUAUCGGUCGGCAACACAGGGUACUGUUCAUACCGGUGUCAGUCAUCUGUACAAUUAUUCACGGUCUAAAAAUGGGAAGCAAAAAGAGAAAGAGACAAGAAGAAUAUUUUGAUAUUAUUUAAGUGAAUUGUAUCUAUAGCAUAUACCAGUAUCAGUGUCUAUGAAUGCACAGUAAUUUAGGGACUCGCUGUAUCUGCAGAGACAUCUACUUACCUGACAAGUAAAUCUUGCGAAAGAAAGAGAACAAGUCGAAGCCACCUUAUCACAACUAACACAGGGGAUGGGAUCACCGCCCUCUACAGUGGUAGCGGCACGUCGUAGGCUGCGUGAUUUGGUGAGACGCGGAGAGAAAUUGGGUCUGACCCAGAGUGACCUCGCGUCCCUACCAGCCGCACACCUGCUUGCAAACUCCGGGUCGAGAAGGCGAUGGAGGAGCACGAGUGUAGCCAUCACGGCUCUCGCUGUCGUCCUGGCUACAACGGCCGUCCUCACUAAAUGUUACGUGUAUCAUCAAGCCACAACUUCUUACACUUCAGGCGUCUCUGCAGCGUCCCUGGACCCCUGGUGGCAACAGCAGCAACUUCAGAGACUAUGCACUAUCAACAUGCCCCAGCAGUUGGUUCGGAUGUUCCGCCCGCCGGAAGACUGUGACAUGUGCCGAGGUUUGAGACAGGUCGAGAGAAUUGCCAACAUCUCCCCGGCAAACUUCAAGAAAAGAUACACAUAUUCGGGACAUCCUGUGAUUGUGACUGAUGCCAUGCGCAAUUGGACGGCGCAGCAUGUAUUUGACUUCCGAUUUCUCAAGACACUUUAUCAACAACUUCCUCAAGCCCAACAGUCACAGGGCUGCCAACUUAUAGCUACAAACUCUGGCUUUGCCAAUCUUGGCGAGGUCUUUAACGGCAGUUACAAAACAAACACUGAGCCGUGGCACAUCGGAUGGCGGAACUGCGACGAGCGAGCAGUCGCCAUCUUGCGUCAGCACUAUGGACGUCCCUACUUCUUGCCUCCCAGUACCAGUGACAGACAAAAGCUCGAGUGGAUUUACCUGGCCAGUUCAGGUUACCGAGAACCUAUACACAUUGAUGUGGUUAAUCGGCCAUCUUGGCAAGCUCAGCUCAAAGGAAGCAAGCGAUGGUUCCUCCAUCCGCCGCCAGAGUGUUACUAUCAAUGCGAAUCGCUUGACGUCACAGUCGAACCAGGAGAGAUUAUUGUCGUUGACACUGCCCGGUGGUACCGCGAGACUGAAAUUGUGUCUGAAGAACUGAGCGUCGCUGUUGGAGCACAAUUCGACUUCACCUAGUGAAGUAAUAUCGAGUCAGAAUAAAGUGACUUGAAAAGUAUGGACAUAGUUGUGGGUAUUGACAAGGAUAAGAGGAAAAUAAAAAUACGGAGCUUUUUUUUAAGUGUAUGUGAUCGAUCAACGGGGUAUUCGGAAGACAUCCGUGACUGUUAUUAGUGGGAAAUACCUUGAACAUGGAGAACUGAUUUAUGAGAUAAAUUCUAAUCGUUUCCAUAUACGAAACUCUACUUCCUGCAACCCUUCUAUUUCCACCAAAUCCCUCAGGUCUCCGAGUUAUGUAAUUUAUCUUCAGGGCUUGUGUCAUUCCAUACCACUCCUAGUUAAUCCAUCAGGACAAAGGUAAGCCUCUCGUCUAACUAAACCAAUGUUAACUCCUUGAAGUGAAUUACCGUCUAAUGUGAGGUAAUUUCAAUUUGAAGGAGAAAUUCUCCUACAAAAUAUAUGUUAUAGAUGAGCCUUAGAUCAUAGAUACUUUGUAACGUACGGGGUGGAAUGUGUUCAAUACAACUAAUUUGAAAAUAC